AAAGAACAUUUACGAUAAACAACAGUGCUAGGGCAGUCUUAAGUGUAUAAAACAGAUUCGGUGGUUGCUCAUCGGCCGUUUUGCUAAAAAAAUAAUAAAAUAAAUAGGAAAAUUCCGACCGGCGGCGAAUAUACUUCCAGAAGCUACGACGGAUCGUUACUCAAUGCUAUCCGGCGGUUACUCCUCCGCCGACAUCUGGAGUGCUCCUCCCGGCGUUAAUGCUGCCGCCGAUCCUCUCUCUGCCUACAAACGUGUCUCCGCUGAAGCACUCUAUCAUCAGACUGUUCUGGGUGCUUAUAAUACAACUGGUCAAAGUGAUGCCUGGUAUACUGCUAGUUCUUUAGCCAAGCGCCCUAGAUUCGACAAUGCAAUCAAUUUGCCAAUAUAUCCGCAGAGGCCAGGGGAGAAGGAUUGUGCCCAUUAUAUGCAAACGAGAACCUGUAAGUUUGGAGAUACCUGCAUGUUUGACCAUCCUCUUUGGGUUCCUGAAGGCGGAAUCCCAGACUGGAAAGAGGUUCCCCUUAAUGUUACAAGUGAAACUCUUCCUGAGAGACCUGGAUUUCCUGAUUGUCCAUACUUUCUGAAAACCCAGAGAUGCAAAUUUGGUCCCAGGUGCAAAUUCAAUCACCCACAAGAUAAAAUAGCUCCUUUGGCUGCUCUAGGGAGUGCUGAUGUCUCUGUUUUACCUGAGAGGCCAUCCGAGCCCCCAUGUGCAUUCUAUACAAAGACUGGGACAUGUAAAUUUGGAGCAACAUGCAAAUUCCAUCAUCCAAAAGAUAUUGUAAUUCCAUCAGCUGGACUAGAUAAUACUGGGGCAGUUGUGAGUGCUGCUGGAGAUGUUGCAACUGCGAAGCCAGUUUUUUCCCCUGCAUUAUUGCACAACUCCAAAGGUCUUCCUAUCAGACUGGGUGAAGUAGAUUGCCCGUUCUACCUGAAAACUGGCAGUUGCAAAUAUGGUGCUACUUGUCGCUAUAACCAUCCCGAAAGAUAUGCAAUCAAUCCACCUGCCGCUGCUGCUGCUUUUGUAGCCCCAGCUUCUCACUUUAAUAUUGGUUUUAACCCUUCUGCAUCAUAUAUACAAACUGUUGACCCUAGGUUGACUCAAGCUACGCUUGGAAUGGGUUCAACUAUCUAUCCCCAGCGACCUGGACAAAUUGCAUGCGAUUUUUAUAUGAAAAGUGGAGCGUGCAUGUUUGGGGAGACAUGUAAAUAUCAUCAUCCUAUUGAUCGGUUGACGCAUGCACAAUCUGAAGCCCAGCAACCAAAUGUUAAUCUGACUCUUGCAGGGCUACCCAGGAGAGAGGGUGCUAUUAACUGUCCGUAUUACAUGAAGACCGGUGCGUGCAAGUAUGGUGUUGCAUGCAAAUUUGACCACCCACCUGCUGGUGAGGUCAUGUCUACCAAAUCUGAAGGGACAUCGGCUGUCUGAGUGCAAGAUGGAGAAACUUUUAACUUCAUGGCAGCGUAGCCGAUUGUUGCAGUUAGUUAAUAGGACUCCUGGUUUUUUUAAAGCGGAGCUCUCCUUCAGCAUAUAUUUGAUACUGGGUCGACAUCUGUGUUAAAGAUAUUUAUCCUGUAUAGCUGGUGCAAUUGCCCAGCUUAUUGUUUCUUCUGUAUGUUAUGUCAAGACUGUUUCUAGUAUUUUAUUUCAAUACUGAUUAUAUCGGGGUGUUGAUUCUUCAA
Daucus carota subsp. sativus is the source of this 1683-nucleotide messenger RNA. RefSeq names its product zinc finger CCCH domain-containing protein 37-like. Gene Ontology annotation, molecular function: mRNA binding; metal ion binding. The transcript is spliced from 12 exons. Bases 164 to 1429 code for a protein of 421 amino acids. NCBI's taxonomy places the organism in Eukaryota, Viridiplantae, Streptophyta, Magnoliopsida, Apiales, Apiaceae. The record is from RefSeq and is a predicted model, not a curated record.